UGACUACUAAAGUAUGACAGUCCGUGGGCUGUAGUAGCAAGAGACCGGAUGUCAAUUUCCAAUUUCGAGCUAUGGGGUGCGUGGAACUGCGAUGCCAGUCGGAGGCGAGACCCUGUCAGUACUUAGCCUCAGAUGCCGCAAUUGACGGCAACAACGACCACAGUCAACCCUAGUAAGUAGGGCGCAGUCCUUUGAGCGGUCACCGGGUAUCACUUUGGGACCGGUCGUAGGUGCCCGAACAUGUCCGAAAGUGGAAGUGGCGCCUCCCGCCUCCCGACGUGAGAGUGAUGCGCGGUGGCUAUGCACGCCGUCUGAAAAGUUCACCUGGGGUCGUAUGGAUCCAUUGCUCGACCCUCUUCUGAUACGCCAAGGGCUCACGAUCUGAACAACUAUGUCAACGGCACACGAUGCCAAACCGUUCCCCCCAGUCGAACGCCAGCUGAUCGUGUUCGAUUUCGACUGGUCUCUCGCGGACCAAGACUCAGACCGCUGGGUCCUCGAGGUCCUCGCGCCCAAGCUGCGCAAGAAGAUGAAGGACCUCAAGAAGGACGUCCAGUGGACCGACCUCGUUGCGAUGACCCUCAAAGACCUCCAUGAACUCGGGGGCACCAGGGAGCAGAUCGAGGAGGCUCUUCGCAUCAUGCCUUUCCACCCUGCUAUGGUCCGCGGCGUCUCGGCGCUGAAGUCAAGGGGCAAGACAUCGUUCUUUUGCCUCUCGAACGCGAACAUCAUCUACAUCACCACCAUCCUGAAGUCCAAAGGUCUCGACAAUCUGUUUGACGAGAUCGUGACCAACCCCGCGGAAUGGGACGAGUCCGGCCUGCUCAAGCUGCGCCGCAGGAUCGACCCCUCCGGGCCUCAGCACAAGUGCCAAGUCGGGUGCAGCCCCAACAUGUGCAAAGGUGAUGAGCUGGAAGCAUUCCUGGAAAGGCACCGGCCUGAUUUCGAUCGCGUCAUCUAUGUCGGCGACGGGUCUAACGACUUCUGCCCCGUCCUGCGCUUGCGCAAACAAGACGCUGUAUUCUGUCGUCGCUACCGCGGGCUGCACGACCUCAUCGAGCCCUACGAGAAAGAGGGCCGCCUUCAACCUAGAGUGGAGUACUGGACGGGGGCUUGGGAGGUUGAGGCGCUACUCGACCAGCUGUGAAGCGUAUAAUGAAAAGGAAACGUGUGAUGACCACACACAAUAUAAGCAAAUCGAAGUAGAUCGAUGCAUUGUGGCCGAGUUAUAUUGGUGUUCUUGUGUAUUAUUCAUAUCACG
This is a messenger RNA of Dichomitus squalens LYAD-421 SS1, 1261 nucleotides long. RefSeq lists its product as uncharacterized. Gene Ontology annotation, molecular function: phosphatase activity. The transcript has 7 exons. Bases 392 to 1147 code for a protein of 251 amino acids. NCBI's taxonomy places the organism in Eukaryota, Fungi, Basidiomycota, Agaricomycetes, Polyporales, Polyporaceae. The record is from RefSeq and is a predicted model, not a curated record.